AUGAAAACAUCAUCCUUUAUCGUCGCCGCGGCCUGCGCCAGCCUGGCUGCGGCCACUCCCCUAAACAAGCGUGCUUGGGCCACCACCUACGAGAUAGUAACCGUCACUGUCACCGUCACCGGCUCCCCUCCCGCCGAGACAGCCGUUUCAUCCAUUCAAGCCAUUCCCACUGCCGACGCCACUUCCUGGGCUGCACCCAAUUCGGGUCAUGCUUCUGGCCCUGGUGCAUGGUGGGGUGCAUGGCGUGACUGGGGAAGCAUUUCUGCAAUUGCAACAACAUGGGCAACCCAGUCCGCUGUGACGACCAUCAUUGAAACAUCUGCUGCUGCCACGGCCACGGCCAGUGCAAGUGCUGUGAUUCCUACGUAUGCUACUCCAUCGUCGCCAGUUGGUCAAUCCAGUGCGAAUGCUGUGGUUCCAACGUAUGCGACUCCUUCAUCGUCGCCAGCUGGUCAAUCCAGUGCGAGUGCUGUGGUUCCUACCUACGCUACUACGACCUCGGCGCCAGUUAGUCAAUCCAGUGCGAAUGUCAGCCCGACCCUUUCCAGUUCGACGGCGGCUGCAGUCCCGACAACAGUCUCCUCGGACUAUCAACAAGGCAUCCUCGAUUCUCACAACAUCCAUCGUCGGAAUGCCACUGUCUCGAACCUGGUCUGGAGCGAUGAAAUGGCGUCCAUUGCCGCUCAGAUCGCAUCCAGCUGUGUCUAUGCCCACGACACAUCGGCUGGGGGUGGCGGCUAUGGCCAGAACAUUGGCGCCGGUGCUCCGCCAUCCGAUAUCCCAGCCAUGAUCACCGACGAGAUGUAUAACGGCGAAAUCAACUAUUAUCCUGCAUACGGCGUUGAGCCCGACAUGAGCAACUUUGAGAAGUGGGGUCAUUACUCGCAAAUCGUUUGGAAGUCGACCACCUCCGUUGGAUGCGCUACUCAAUACUGCCCGAAUGGACUGGCCAAUACUGGCAGUGGUGUCAGCCCUUAUUUCACCGUUUGCAACUACAGCCCACCUGGCAACUUCGGCGGCCAGUAUGCUGUGAACGUGUUGCAACCCCAAGGGCUUCCUACUGUGACCCUGUGA
This is a messenger RNA of Capronia coronata CBS 617.96, 1074 nucleotides long. RefSeq lists its product as uncharacterized. The transcript has 2 exons. The record is from RefSeq and is a predicted model, not a curated record. The coding region runs from base 1 to 1074 and encodes 357 amino acids. NCBI's taxonomy places the organism in Eukaryota, Fungi, Ascomycota, Eurotiomycetes, Chaetothyriales, Herpotrichiellaceae. Gene Ontology annotation, cellular component: extracellular region.